CCUCGCACCACCCCCCACACAACCCCUCCCCCAACCACCCCUCCAGCGCCUCGACAAACAAACCGUCCCCAUCAUCGCGAUGCCCAUCCCAGCUCCGCGCCGGGACACAAUGGAUAUGCGCUCCUUCAUCGGCCUCGGCAUCUCCACUUCCAGCACAAACACCGUUCCUGUCCCGGCAUCUGUGCCCAUCAGCGCUGUGAAUUCUGAUGGUCCCGUGCCCUUAUCUCGGAACGCGAGUCUGCGGGAGCUAGCGGCGAAGUUGUUACCGCGUGCUGAGAAUGGUGAGGAGAGCGGUGUUGCUGAGGAGGGUGUGAGGCAGGAUAGGGGGAGGAGGAGGAGCGGGAGUCGACCGAGGAUGGGGAGAAGCGAGUCGAGGACGAGGUUGCGUGAUGAGGGGUUUGAGGGGGAGAGGAGGCCGUUUGAGUUUAGAGGACAGGAUGCUGCGGGGAGGAAUGCGGCCAGUCCGUUGAGUGCGGCGUAGUGCGUGUAGCAGUGGCCGGGGAAGAUGUGAUGAUUGGUUUGUUGGGGUGGGUGGUUGGGUUUCUGUAGUUAUGGCGUUUUGGAGACAUGGAUUGGGCAUUUGUAGAUUUGAAAAUCGGGGAAG
Pseudogymnoascus destructans is the source of this 604-nucleotide messenger RNA. RefSeq lists its product as uncharacterized. The record is from RefSeq and is a predicted model, not a curated record. NCBI's taxonomy places the organism in Eukaryota, Fungi, Ascomycota, Leotiomycetes, Thelebolales, Thelebolaceae. The coding region runs from base 80 to 481 and encodes 133 amino acids. The transcript has a single exon.